UUAAUUUUUUAACAUAAAAAUUUUAUUAUUUGUAUAAAAACACGUAUUGUAUCAUUCGUAUUCUAAACACAUUAAAAAAUUACUACCCACGUACACCAAAAAAGUUUUAUUGUAACUGAAAUAUAGGUGCACCACGUGUACGCAAUUUCCUCUCUCUCUGAAAAUCCGCUUCCAUUUCUUCCUUAGCGCCAAAAAUUCCAAAGCCUGAACCACAUAACGAAAUGUCGACCGAGACGCCACCGAAUUUCUGGGGCGACAUGCCGGAGGAGGAGUACUACACCUCCCAAGGAGUGCGCAACACCAAAUCCUUCUUCCAAACCUCCAACGGCCAGAUCUUCACCCAGUCCUUCCUGCCCUUGGAUCAAAAAGUCAAAGCCACCGUCUUCAUGACCCACGGCUACGGAUCCGACACCGGCUGGCUCUUCCAGAAAAUCUGCAUCCGCUACGCCACCUGGGGCUACGCCAUCUUUGCUGCCGACCUCCUUGGCCACGGCCGGUCCGAUGGCAUCCGCUGCUACCUCGGCGACAUGGAAAAAGUCGCCGCCAGCUCCCUCUCCUACUUCCUCCACGUCCGCCAGUCCGAACCCUACGUCUGCCUCCCGGCCUUCCUGUUCGGCGAGUCCCUGGGCGGCUUAGCCACCAUGCUCAUGUACUUCCAAUCCCCUCCCAAUACGUGGACCGGCUUGAUCUUCUCCGCCCCGCUCUUCGUCAAAUCGGAAAACAUGAAGCCCAGCAAAGUCCAUCUCUUCCUGUACGGCCUCCUCUUCGGAAUCGCCGACACGUGGGCGGUGAUGCCGGACAACAAUAUGGUGGGGAAGGCGAUCAAGGACCCCGCGAAGCUGAAGAUCAUAGCGUCGAAUCCGAGGAGGUACACGGGCCCACCGAGGGUGGGGACAGUGAGGGAAACCGCUAGGAUGUGCAAGUACGUGCAGGACAAUUUCUCGCGAGUGACGGCGCCGUUUUUGACAGUGCACGGGACGGCGGACGGGGUAACGUGUCCGACGUCGUCGCUGCUGCUGUACGAGAAGGAAUCGAGUGCGGACAAGACUUUGAAGAUGUACGAUGGGAUGUACCAUUCGUUGAUACAAGGGGAGGCGGACGAGAACGCUGAGAUUGUAUUGAGGGAUAUGAGAGACUGGAUUGACGAAAGAGUAGGGAGGAAUGGUGGGCCCAAUAUUUGAAUCAAAAGAACAAUAUCUUUCUGAUCCAACAAAAUACGCCAUAUAUGUACACCAUUCGUACUUCAGAGAAAUGAUAGGAGAAUUUUUUAAAAGUGAGAUUUUCUGUCAUUUUAUAUUUUUGGUAUAAUAUUAUAAUAUUAAUAUCGAAAUUGACGUUAAAUUAUGAAAUGAAGUUCAUGACCACUUUGAGAGUCUU
Molecule: messenger RNA, 1377 nt
Organism: Pyrus x bretschneideri (Chinese white pear)
Lineage: Eukaryota; Viridiplantae; Streptophyta; Magnoliopsida; Rosales; Rosaceae
Product: caffeoylshikimate esterase-like
Exons: 1
Coding region: 222-1181 (319 amino acids)
Cellular component (GO): membrane
Molecular function (GO): lipase activity
Source: RefSeq, a predicted model, not a curated record